CCCCAGUGAUGCGGCUGCGGAGAAAGCAGCAAAUCCCCCGGCUGUGCGCGCCCUGCCCGGGAUGCUCCAUCCCCGCCUGUGCCGCCCGGGUGCCUGCGCGGCUGGCAGCGCUGCCUAGGGGCGGCGGGGCAGGGGAAAACACGGCUUGAAGGGGGGUGGCACGGGCCUGGGGGGGCCACCUCCGAGGGGCUGCAGGUGGCUUCGAGGCAGGGCUUUGGGGCUCCUGCCGCCUCGUGGGGCAUGGCACGCGUGGGAGCCGGGAGCGCUCGCCCCUGCGGGAGCAGAAGGCGAAGUCUUUCGCGAUGAAUCCCCGGCAGCUUCGAUCGAGCGGUGAGCUGGAGCACCUACCCGCAGGCCACUCCUCGAUGUGACUGCACGGAGGCCUUCGCCAGCGCUCGGAGAGGCGAGCAGAGCCGUGGAUUUACCUCCCGCACACCCACAUCCCCCCCAGCACGGGCACCGCCAGAUUCCAGUGACAGAUGGAUCUCUCUCAUGUGCGCUUGCUCUUUCCCUCUCUGUAUUUUUGUUUUCGACAUGUUUGAUCUAAAGCUCUGAAGCUUCUCGGAGGGAACCCGGGAGCGAAGGAAGAGGAGGAGGAGGAGGAACUGAGGGAGCGUGAGCGACAGAGAAGGCAGCCCUGCCUUAUUCUUCCAAAUCACACCGUGGAGGGGCAGGGGAAGACUAGAGGGGGGAGGGCUUGGGUUUGUUUUGGAGUGGGUUUGGUGUGGGUGGGGGGUGGGUGGGUGGGAGGACAGUGGAAGAAGUGGGACAGUCGCUCCUGAGCAUCAAAGAAGAUUCUCUGUCCUCAGUCUGAAUUUCUGUUUAGAAAAGAAGCACAAAGUGUUCCCUUCCAGACCACUCAGGCUAGGUGGCAGGUUUUGGGUGUGCUUGAAGCAAAUUGCAUGUAUCCUCCCUGCUCCGUGCUCCUGGCUUGACCCAUGGGGCAAGAAGAAACGAUGGCAUUGACACCCAAUAGGACUGCGGUGCUCAUGCACUUCUGUUGCUAAACCCCUAUUUACUACCCCUUUCUCUUUCCUCUGCCUCCAAUUUUCCUUUUGCUGUGGUCCUGGAAUUUGUAUUUUUGUUGCCUUUUUUUUCCUUUUUUUCAUUUUCUUUUUUUUUUUUUUUUGGCCUGAUGAGGGCACCACUGCAGACCAUGAUGUGCCUGGGGUUGUGGGCAGCUGCCCUGCUCUGCUUGUUUUCCCCCGGCACUGUGCGAGGUGACUGCUGGCUGAUCGAGGGGGACAAAGGUUAUGUGUGGCUGGCCAUCUGCAGCCAGAACCAGCCCCCGUACGAGACCAUCCCCCAGCACAUCAACAGCACGGUGCAUGACUUGCGUCUGAACGAGAAUAAGCUCAAAGUGGUGCUGUACUCCUCCCUCAACCGCUUCGGCAACCUGACCGACCUGAACCUGACCAAGAACGAGAUCUCCUACAUUGAGGAUGGGGCUUUCAUGGGCCAGACAAACCUCCAGGUAUUGCAGCUGGGCUACAACAAACUCACAAAUCUGACAGAGGGCAUGUUGAGGGGUAUGGCCCGGCUCCAGUUCCUAUUCGUGCAGCACAACCUGAUAGAGCUGGUCACCCCUACUGCCUUCUCUGAGUGCCCCAGCCUGAUUAGCAUCGACCUGUCGUCGAACCGUCUCAGCCGCCUGGAAGGCAACACUUUCACCAGCUUGAGCAAUCUGAUGGUGUGUGAGCUGGCAGGCAACCCCUUCAACUGUGACUGUAGCCUCUACAGCUUUCUUAACUGGCUGGCGCUCUUCAACAACGUCACCAAGAACUAUGACCGGCUCCAGUGUGAGACGCCACGGGAGUUUGCCGGGUACCCGCUCCUGGUACCUCGGCCUCACCACAACCGCAAUGCCAUCACCAUCUUCCAGUCCAUGUGCAGAGGUGGCACCAUCCCCUCCCUCUCCAGGGUCAACCCCACCCCUUAUACCCCCGACUCCCAGCGAGACUUGGAUGAGGGUUCAGCCAUCAGCCCCGGGGACUUCCUCUCCGUCAAGCCUCCAGCCUCCUCCACCACCGACUCCUCCUUCAGUCCCAGCAUCAAGCUCCACGAUGUCACCAUCACCUCAGCCAUCCUGAUGGUAACCAUCCCCAUGCCCUACAGUAAGAUGUAUGUGCUGGUCCAAUACAACAACAGCUACGUUUCUGACAUUGCGACACUGAAGAGCAAGAAGGAGUACGUCACUGUCAACAAGUUGAAGGCCCACACGGAUUACACUUUCUGUGUGGCCUCCAUCCGCAACAACAGGCGCUACAACCACACUUGCCUGACCUUUGCAACCAGGAGCAAAGGCAGGGAGGACCCCAUUUCCAGUACUUCCACCACCACCCACUAUAUCAUGACCACCCUGGGUUGCCUCUUUGGGAUGGUCAUUGUCUUGGGGGUGGUGUACUACUGCCUGCGGAAGCGGAGGAUGCAGGAAGAGAAACAGAAGUCCCUCAAUGUCAAAAAGACCAUCCUGGAAAUGCGUUAUGGAUCAGAUAUUGAUACCAGUACCAUGGUCCAUCCUUCCCAAAAACUGGGUGAGCCACCAGUGAUCCCUGUCUCACGGAUGUCCUCCAUCCCUUCCAUGAUUGGGGAGAAGUUGCCCCCACCAAAAUCAAUGGAGGCUGGUAUGGAGACCCCCAAAGUCACCACUAAAGGCAACUACAUUGAGGUGCGGACUGGUGGUGGGGAUGGUCUGGAACGGACCCAGCGGGAUGAGGACCUGAGGGAGCUUGACAAUGGGCAAGGCUCAGCUGCCGAGAUCUCUACUAUUGCCAAGGAGGUAGACAAGGUCAACCAGAUCAUCAACAACUGUAUUGAUGCUCUCAAGCUGGACACGGCCUCUUUCCUUGGUGGUGGGACUGGUGUAGACUCAGACAUGGCCUUUGAGUGCCAGUCCAUACCUGCCAGUUCCUCGGGUGGGCUAGAGCGACCCAGCUUUCUUUCCCCACCCUACAAGGAAAGCUCCCACCACCCUUUGCAGCGCCAGCUCAGUGCUGAUGCUGCCGUGGCCAGAAAGACCUGCAGCAUCUCCUCCAGUGGCUCCAUUAAGAGCGCCAAGGUCUUCAGCCUGGAUGUGCCUGACCACCCGCCACUGAGCAAGUCUGACUCCAAAUACAUUGAGAAGGGCAGCCCACUCAACAGCCCUUUGGAUCGUCUUCCCUUGGUGUCCCCGGGCGCCAUCCACCACUUGGAAGUCAAGCCUUCGUACCACUGCAGUGAGCACCGACACUCCUUCCCGGCCCUGUACUACGAGGAAAGUGCUGACACCUUGAGCCAGCGCGUGUCGUUCCUCAAGCCACUCUCCCGCUCCAAGCGAGACUCCACGUAUUCCCAGCUCUCCCCCAGACACUACUUCUCGGGUUACUCCUCCAGCCCUGAGUACUCAUCGGAGAGCACCCACAAGAUCUGGGAGCGAUUCCGGCCUUACAAGAAGCACCACAGGGAGGAGGUUUACAUGGCGGCUGGGCAUGCCCUGCGGAAGAAAGUUCAGUUUGCCAAGGACGAGGAUCUGCAUGACAUCCUGGAUUACUGGAAAGGAGUCUCUGCUCAGCAGAAGCUGUGACUCUCCCCUACUCUUUCCGAGGAAACAAUACAAAACAAGACCCCCUCCCCCAACAACCAGAAAAAAAAUAUGCCACUUGACUGUGAAAAAUAAACCAACAACAAAAUACUCCCAACAAAUACAAAACUGACAGAAUUGUUUCUUAAAGUUUACAACAACAGAAAAACUCUCUCACACACAGACACACACACAUAUGCCGAAUUGUCUCUACUGUGUUACGGGGACCAUUGUUCUGCCUGCAGAUGGUUGGGAGGAGAGUCCUGCUCUGACACUGUGGUAACAGCACUGGAGUGCGGGUGGGUGGCACUGGGAGGGGGUGGCAGUGGUGGCAGGGGAUGGGCAGGGACGGACACUCACCAGGCAUGGAACUCAGCUGUGAACUAUUAUUGCUCUUUCUGUUCUUCUUGCUGCUUGAGAGAUGAUUUUUCUUUUUGGUGGGAGGGGAAAACUUUGGUUUAGAGAGCUUCUCUGCCCACUUCAUACACCUACUUUUCCAAAUUUUCUGUCACAUUAGUUCCCCCCCCUAUAUCCUUUGGCAGUAAAGGCUUUUCUCUCUCUUCUGUCCCCUUCCAAGUUAGGUGGGAUUUGUUGGAAGAAGUUCUCUCUCUCCUUUUCCUUUUCCUCUUCCCUACCCAUCUCCCUAGGCUUGCACUUUUUGUCUAAAUAUUUCAGGAACCUCCAUUAUCCUCAGAGGAAGGAGAGUGUGAUGGACAGGAGGUAGACUCGCCGCACAAGAGGCUCUGUGUCCUCGCUGCUCUCCCCUCUCCCCUUCUCCCGCCAUGCUAUUGAUGUUGAACACCAGCUAUCCCGGAGCGACAGGCCUGCUCAGAGCCAGUUAUCUGCCAGUAAUCGAGCGGUAUGUCUGUGCUCUUUUGCACAUUAAGUCAGGUCCUCAAGGAAAUGUAGAUGAGGAGUCAUGAAGGUCCAGUCUUUCAGAGGUGCAAAGGGUUCCUAUGUCUCCAUGGGUGUCAUAGGUCAUGGGUCCUACCAUUUCCCACCAUGUACCACCCAUGCUGAGGCUGACCUGAGGAGCAGGUUUGGGACACUGUUUUGCCUGCCUUACUAUGAGACAGGGACGUGGAGAGCAGCUAAGCAGAACAACUUGCAUGCACAGCUUGUGUAGUUCUUCCCAACUGACUUGCAUCAUGUUGGGAGAGGGGUAGAAGAGCAUCAGACAUCCUCCUUGCUUUCCUCAGGAGAGUUGAACGCAAAAAGAGGAUUUCUAUUGCUUAGAAAGCACUGGGUCCAUAGAAAAGACACCGAGUGGCUCCCACUUGCACAGGCCAUAGAUACUUUGGCAUGAAUAGGAGAUAGCAUAGGGUAAAGGCAAAAGCACAGGAAAUAAAAGGGAUGUGAGAGUGGGCCUGGGAGCAGCCCAGGAGGGUUGGCUCCAAGAGAAGCUCCCUUUGUGUGUGCAGCCAUAUGGUGUGCUGGGAUAGAGGAGGAUACUAGCCUCUGGAUAGCAGUGUUCCUCUGAAUGCUUGAGAGGCCCUUAAUACUUAAGAGUCAGAACAAACUUACCACCUCCUAAAUCCUCCACCUCCUCACAGUUAGCUGUGACAGACUUUUCUUAGGGACUCUUUAACAUCUUGUCAAAAAAAAAAAAAAAAAAAAAAAAGAGACAAAACCAACAAAUUUUCCUUGCUAGGUCCCAGCCUCUCUCCCUUGGAUAGAAGAGCUGCCACAGUGUUGGGAAUGAGCAUAUUGCCUUCUCCAUCUCGUUUCUGAGCAGCCCAACAAAGCACAAUCGUGGCACCCUCUCUCCCAGAGUUUCCUUGUCAGGCAGGGGUGGCUGCCUGCUGAGUGCAUCUUUAGUGCAUUUUUUAUGCAGCACUGUGGGCCUCCUCUCCAUGAGCUGCACACCCCAAUCGCUCUUCACACCCACCAGGAUGAGAGUGAGGGCCUGUGUUGUGUUGGCCUUUCCCAAGUGGCUAUUUCCUUUCUGAGGUGCUCCUCUGGAGCUCCAAUGAGUCUGGGGGCCCUGGGAAAAGGACAGGUGUGAAGUACCUUCUCUGGGAGGUGUUUAUGUGCUGCCUGCACAUUAUCUGUCAGGUAAUAGCAUUGCCAGCUUUGACAGCUGGUUUCAGUGCUGGAGAUAACAUAGCUUCAUCUUCUAAAAGCGAGGAGCAGCAGUAGGCAGAGCCUGGUGCACAAAAAUCAGAGUGGUAAACCUUAAGGUCUAAGCCUGUGAAGAUCCUUGGCAUCUCUUCCUCCUAGGGAUGCUGAGAGUAACAAUCCUAAGCCAGCUCUGGAUCCCAUUGCCUCAGCCUCCUUCACUGUCAGCCACAUUCCCCCACAGCCAGAGCAUCAUUUUGCUUUGAGUCCAGAGGUAUCCGGGGGACUGAGUCCACCCUGUAAGAGUCAGUGCAACGCAGCAGAAGGGAUGUGUGUGUGCAGAAUGAUGAAGGACAUCGCUGCUGCCAUGUGUUCCUCCGUGUUGGGACAAUGCAGCAAAUCAAGGCAGGCAAAGGCUGUGAGAGGUGCUUAGGCACAGCAGAGACCUCUCCAGCUGCCAUGUGGAAUAGGCCCAGUGGUCUUCCAGCGUGGCACCCAUCCGAACAAGAAAGGCUAAUGGCUGGGGCAUAGAAUUGGAUAGCAAAAGGAGGAUCUCAGGCACAGGGGGAUGGAGUCCUGUUCCGCUCCCUGCCUCUUCCCUCCCUGUGCUUCUCCUCUGCUUUAUGGUCUUGUAAUGAGUUCUGCUCAUAUAGGUUUGUGGGGGAAGCCUCAGCCUGGAAUGGUUUCUGCUCCCUCUGCUCAUCAUCCCAGCAAGGCAGAAUGGUCAGGAAUACAAGUGUCAUCAAGCCCUUCUUUUGCCUGUGGUGGGGGUAAGGUUGGGUGUGAGGGAUAAGCCAUUUCUCUCCCCACUGUAGCCCCCCACUCCAAACCAGUGGGUGAAGUUUGCACAAGAUGGACUGUUCUGUGGGAGGAAGAGGGCAAGGAAGGGGAACAAAGUGUCCCACCUUCCUUCUUCCUCCCUUCUUCCUUGUCCUGCUCCUUCCCCAGGGAUGAGGGCUCACAAAGUGAUGCCAGCCCUGUUGGAGGAAAGCAGAUUUAACGUUAUAUUUGCAUGAUGAUUUUACUGUAUUUUUCUGAGCAAACACCUGUUGUGUAUGUGCCAGUUUGAUGGAAUUUAACUCCCUCCCCAAAGUCUCACCCAUCCUUGUCCCUGUUUUCCGUGCUCCUUUCCUUCAUCCCCGAUGUGAUUUUAUGAGAGACUCCUACCAGUUUGGGAGGGAACACAACCCCAAGAGAUCCCAACCCAAUCAGCCUCAUAAAAAACUCCCCUUCCUCUUUUCAGUGCCCCUUUCCCUUGCCCUAAAUGUGGUCUCCUAAAUGUGGGAUGUGUUAUAUACCAAAGGCCUGUUCUUUCUAGUGGUCAUCAUUUCUCCUAAUUAUUUAGAAAAAGGAGUGAAGUCCAUUGAGACAGAUCUCAUAAGAGAAAUGGUCACUACCGUCCAUCUGCCCUGGUUUCACCUUCCCCAGAUCAACAAGCAAGGCCAUUCUUGGGGGAGCAAGGACUACCUCACCUGAAGAUAAACUACUGUCACAGUAAAAGCUUGAUUUGGAGCCUGUUGCAGUCGCCGUAAGACUUCCCACCACCUUCCUCUCGUUGACUGCAGGAGGCUCAGGGUUAGGUCUGUCCUACUCCUCCUCUCCUGUGGGUGGCCCUGGCAGAGGGCAGGGCCUGAUGACAACUCUAAGACCUCCAUGGUGGGAAAAGGCCCUAAGAGAAGCCUGAAGUUUCUAAGCCCUCUAUGGCAGGCUCACCCCUGCCUUCUCCCAGGGCAAAGUGAAUCCAUGGGGCAGAACCAAGACCAGCCCCCUUCACACUUUAUUUCUGGGCUGGUGACUCCCGACAGGGAAAAACAAGGGUUUAGUUCACCUCACUGAAAAGAGUGGAGGGUGAGGAAUGAGAUGGGGUUCUCACCUGCCCUUUCCCCCCAAGAACAGGUCCAGGGGAGCUGUGCUGGAUUCCCACACCCAGGAGGGUGAACGUGAGACCCUAGGUGUGCUGUUCCCGUGGUGCAGAGCCCUUCCCCACCCCUGCGGGUGCUGCUCCUGCUCCAGUGCCACAUUCCCCUCGCCCGCUCCCCACUCUUCUGUGCUGAAUAAAUCCCUCCUGAGGCAGGUGUGAAAUAUUCAUGACUGACAAAUGAAGAUUUAUGUCAGGCUGGGGAGGCCUCUGUGUGUUUGCAAUGCUAAUCAGCCUGCCUUCCUGGAGGAGGCUCUGCCAGGAAGGCUUGGGGGAAGGAGGGGGAGAUGCAGAAGGGAAAAAGGAGCUGAGGAAGAGAAAGAAGGGGCAGAGACAGCAGGGAUGACGAGGGUCUGUUGUACUGAAGGGACCAAGGGAUGGGGAGGGCACUAGGAGGAAACAGGGAGACAGAGGGGGCAGAGAAGAGGGACAGGAUGGAAGGAACAGGGGAAGAGGUGGACGCACAGGAAAGAAUAGGAUAGAAAGGACCAGUGAGAGAAAGGGCUGAAUGCACAGGGGGGGAAGUAAGUCAAUGCCUGAAGAGAAAAGCUGGACAGACUUCAUGAUGAGCUGUGGCCGCUCUCUGUAGGGCAGAGCUCAGCGCUACAGGUCGGGCAGGAGCUGGAGCCACGGCCCCGAAAGCACAUUUGCCAUGCUUGUUGCUGACCGGAGAGCUCGGCUGCAUCUGGAAACACACACGGCCUCCGGGAACCUGGAGAACGCCCCUCUUCCACCGCCACCACCUCCUUCAGCAUAAGCUGUGCUCAUGGAGCCACAUCCUCUUGCGGGAGCCAGCCUGCUGCUGAUGUCCCACUGCCUGAGCAGGAGGGAGCAUCUUCGGGGUGACUCGGUGUGGGAAGGACACUCAGCGCCACCCUCCACCAGGCUGCGGGGGUCUUUCGUAGGGCUGGAGGAGCCUGCCCCACCUCAGCUGCCCCCUCCGUACCCUGGCUGAGGCAGGCGUUUUGGGGUCUUUACCCAAAGAAGGGGCAGAGGGGGUGUCUGUUGCCUCCCCCAUACACACACACGCAUCCUGUCCCUCCAGCCACUUUGCUCUUGUGCUGCGAGGGGCUUUCUUGAUCUGCCUCCCCAUUUCUUCCCCUGCCUUGCGCUGUGGGAAGCUCUCCCUAUACCUCUCCCCAUGCAGCCCUGCCAUGGCAGCUCUAACCCACCCCUAUUCAACCCUUCUCCUCUUUCGCCCUCUCACGGGUCCCCCUUUGUCCGCCCCAUCCUCACGCGUUUGGCUUGGCCUUCGCCUCCCCGUUACCACCACCGCCACUGUGAGGCCUUGCUCUUCGGUGGCCUGCUCCCACCGCCUGCUCUCCCCCUGUCCCUGGGGGGAAGAAGGAGCCGUCUGGGUCAGGCGAGGUCCACCGGGGCUGGUACCGCUGGUCCAUCCACAAGCACAGCACCUGGGGCGAGGGGGUGGGAAGGGGUGGGCAGCUGCGGGGGCAAAGAGCCAAGGGGGGGCUCCCCUUGAAUGUAAAGAAGGGCCUCGGAGGCAGCUGCUGGGACUGGCUCCUUGUGGCCUCUUUGGUGUUCCUCUUUCCGCAACAACCCUGUGACCCCCCCCCCGGUUGUGUAUGGACACAUUUGAGUUGGAGUUAUGUUCUUUUCUCUGUUCUUUUAUUUUUUUCCCCUUUCCUUCUUUUGGAUUUCUCUUUUUUUCUCUUCCUUUUCUUUCUCUCUCUCUUUUCUUUUUCUUCUUUCUUUUCCUGUUUUAAAAAUGAAUGGCACGAAAUCGUUUUUCCUCAACUCGGAGAUUCCUGUAUGGAGAAAAUCAAUUUCUAUAUUUGCAAUAAAUUUCUUAUUUAAAAAAAAGCAACAAAAAAUCCAAAAAAAACAACAAACAAAAAAUGUGAAAA
Molecule: messenger RNA, 9400 nt
Organism: Oxyura jamaicensis (ruddy duck)
Lineage: Eukaryota; Metazoa; Chordata; Aves; Anseriformes; Anatidae
Gene: ELFN2
Product: extracellular leucine rich repeat and fibronectin type III domain containing 2
Exons: 3
Coding region: 1136-3562 (808 amino acids)
Cellular component (GO): plasma membrane
Molecular function (GO): protein binding
Source: RefSeq, a predicted model, not a curated record